Helianthus annuus (common sunflower) is the source of this 3218-nucleotide messenger RNA. Its product is annotated as probable leucine-rich repeat receptor-like protein kinase At5g49770. Bases 242 to 3133 code for a protein of 963 amino acids. The transcript has 19 exons. Gene Ontology annotation, biological process: protein phosphorylation. NCBI's taxonomy places the organism in Eukaryota, Viridiplantae, Streptophyta, Magnoliopsida, Asterales, Asteraceae. Gene Ontology annotation, molecular function: protein binding; ATP binding; protein kinase activity. The record is from RefSeq and is a predicted model, not a curated record.
UGGUUGGUGGGGAUGCUAAUGCGGUUUGUUGGAUUGGCUUCUAAUCAAAGCUAAACUCAUAGUCUCAACAUAAUCAUCAAAACCUUUGCUUUUGCUUUUUCCAGGGUAGUUAAAUCGUAAGAGCAGCAGCAUGUGACAAAACAUCACUUUCAAAAAGAUAUCGAAUAGUAGUGUUGGGUAGCUAGACCGCCAUCCAUCCGGAUGCAAAUAGCUUAGAAUUAUCUUUGUGUUUGUUGCAUUUAUGGCGGUCUGCGUGUCGCAAUUGUCCAGUGUUGGGUACCUGUUGUUGCUGCUGUUUUCUGCAGGAUGUCUAGUGGUGUUCUCGGAUGUUAACCCGGGUGAUGCGGAGGCCCUCCGGGCGUUGAAAGAUCAAUGGCAAAAUACACCUCCGAGCUGGAAACGGUCAAAUGAUCCAUGUUCAUGGGAAGGUGUCACCUGCAGCAACUCAAGGAUCAUCGCAUUGGGGUUGUCUAGCAUGGGUCUGGUAGGUCAGCUGGUUGGCGACAUUGGUGGUCUCACAGCAUUAACUUCUUUGGACUUGUCAUUUAACGGAGGCCUUACUGGUUCGAUCUCUCCACGGAUAGGCGAUCUGAAAAGCCUUAACAUACUAAUUCUUGCAGGCUGUAGCUUCACUGGCAACAUUCCACCUGAAAUUGGAAAUCUUAAGGAACUAUCAUUUUUGGCGCUAAACACGAACAAUUUAACGGGUGAGAUCCCGCCUUCACUGGGAUCUCUUUCAAAACUUUACUGGCUAGACCUGGCAGAGAAUCAUCUCACAGGAUCCAUUCCUGUAUCUACCACCACCAAACCAGGCUUGGAUCAGCUAAAACAUGCUAAACAUUUCCAUUUUAACAAGAACAAGCUCUCAGGCCGGAUUCCCGAGCAGCUUUUUAGCGACGACAUGGUGCUGAUACAUGUAUUGUUUGAUGGAAAUCAGUUUACUGGAGACAUCCCAUCCACAAUAGUAUAUGUUCAGACAUUAGAGGUCCUUCGGCUUGAUAGAAAUGCGUUGUCGGGUGAGGUGCCAUUGAAUCUUAAUAACCUUACUAGCCUCAGUGAAUUGAAUUUAGCUCACAACAAUCUGUUUGGAGCUCUGCCUGAUUUAAAUGGGAUGAAUUCCCUUAGUUAUGUGGAUUUGAGCAACAAUUCCUUCCGGCAAUGUGAGCCACCAGUUUGGUUUUCGACCUUACCAUCGUUAAGCACUCUGGUUAUGGAGUUUGGUUCAAUCAAAGGAAGACUGCCACAAGAACUUUUCAGUUUAUCAGGAAUUCAACAAGUGAAACUAAAGAACAAUGAACUCAAUGAUACAUUGAAUAUGGGCAGCAGCAUUGGCGAGCAACUGCAACUGGUAGAUUUGCAAAGCAAUGAGAUUGAAGCGGUAACAUUGAGUGCCGAAUACAGAAACACAUUAGAACUGUCUGGGAACCCGGUCUGCAAUACAGCUCUAGCACACACUACCUACUGUCGAGUUCAACAACAAACCUUAAAGGCAUAUUCUACGAGCUUAGCCAACUGUGGGAGCAAAUCAUGUCCGUCGGAUCAAAGACUUAGCCCUCAGACAUGUGACUGUGCAUAUCCAUAUGAAGGCACAAUGUACUUUAGAGCACCCUCAUUUAGAGAAUUAUCAAAUGCUAAUGUUUGGCAUUCUCUAGAAAUGAGCCUUUGGGUGAAACUAGGAUUGACACCCGGGUCAGUUUCGCUACAAAACCCGUUUUUCAACACUGACGAUUAUCUUCAGGUGUACUUGCAACUAUUCCCCUCAAAGGGUAAGCGUUUCAACCGAUCAGAUGUUCAGAAGAUGGGUUUUUACUUGAGUAAUCAAACCUACAAGCCACCACCUGGAUUCGGGCCGUAUUUUUUCAUAGCAAUGCCGUAUGAUUUCUCGGGCCAUGAAGGUGCUUCUGUCGGGGUCGGGACAAUUAUCGGGAUCACUACUGGUUGUACUGUUUUGGUGCUAAUUCUUAUUGGGCUUACUCUAUAUGCUGUUCGCCAAAAGAAACGGGCUGAAAAGGCAAUCGGUUUAAGUAGACCUUUUGCAUCUUGGGCUUCAAGUGGUAAAGAUGGCGGUGGUGCACCACAACUAAAGGGAGCUAGAUGGUUUUCUUAUGAUGAACUCAAGAAAAGUACCAAUAACUUCUCUCAAGCAAAUCAGAUAGGAUCUGGUGGCUAUGGCAAGGUGUAUAAAGGAGUGAUAAGUGGGGGACAAGCAGUUGCAAUCAAAAGAGCUCAGAAAACAUCAAUGCAAGGCGGGCAGGAGUUCAAGACAGAAAUUGAAUUGCUUUCGCGGGUUCAUCACAAGAAUCUUGUGGGCCUUGUCGGGUUUUGUUUCGAACAGGGAGAACAGAUGCUGGUGUAUGAGUUUAUGCAAAAUGGUACACUCAGAGACAGCUUGUCAGGGAAAUCGGGAAUUCAUCUAGACUGGAAAAGGAGACUUCGCAUUGCUCUUGGUUCAGCAAGAGGACUCACUUAUCUCCAUGAGCUCGCAAAUCCACCUAUCAUUCAUAGAGAUAUCAAGUCCACCAAUAUCCUUUUAGACGACAAUCUAACAGCAAAAGUUGCUGAUUUUGGCCUAUCUAAGCUCAUUUCUGACGCUGAAGAACAUGUCUCGACUCAAGUUAAGGGUACAAUGGGCUAUCUAGAUCCUGAAUACUACAUGACACAGCAAUUGACGGAUAAAAGUGAUGUGUACAGCUUUGGUGUCGUAAUGCUUGAACUAGUAACGGCUAAACCGCCAAUCACAAAAGGGAAGUACAUUGUGCGAGAGGUGAGAAUGAAAAUGGAUAAAACCGAGGAAGAGGAGUAUGGGUUGAGAGGGUUGAUGGAUCCAAACAUAAAAAACACGACAUAUUUGACAGGUUUUAAGACGUAUAUACAACUAGCAUUGCAAUGUGUUGAAGAUUCGGGUUCAGACCGCCCGAGUAUGAGUGACGUUGUGAAGGCACUUGAGACCAUUUUGAUAACUGACGGGCUCCACACUGACUCUACGUCUGCAUCCUCGUCUGCAACCGAGUUUGGGUCGGCUAAAGGUGCACCUAGACAUCCCUAUAAUGAGGUUACACUCAAAAGGAAUGAUAGUGGUGCAUUUGAUUACAGUGGUGGAUACAAUAUUUCAACCAAAGUGGAACCCAAGUGAUGUAUGUGUGUGUAUAACACCAUUUAUUUUUGCCAAAAUUCUAUCUACUCAUAUAAUUUGACAUGUUUUCAGAUAGACUAUCAAA